GCUAAUAAACCCCUCUGCAACUUGAAACCCAUCCUUAUCUCUCUCUCUUCUCUUCUCUUCUUCAAUUCAAUUUUCUGGAAUCAUCGAAUCUUUCCAUAUUUCUUUUAAGAUUCCUUUUAACAUAAUCAAAGCAUUUAACAAUAAACGAAACAAAUUGGAUCUGAAAAAUUAUGAACUCGACGAUGGAUGCUGGAGUUGGAGGCGGUGGUGCGGCGGAGGAGUUUCUGCAGAUUCACAGGCACGAUUCCAAGGAGAAUCAGUGUUCCUCCGUCCUCGUUAAGCAUAUCCAAGCGCCUGUUCAUCUCGUUUGGUCUCUGGUGAGGAGAUUUGAUCAGCCACACAAGUACAAGCCGUUUGUGAGUAGGUGUGUGAUGAAAGGUGAUGUUGGAAUUGGCUGUGUUCGUGAGGUUGACGUUAAAUCUGGCCUCCCAGCUACCACUAGCACCGAAAGAUUGGAGCUUUUGGACGACACUGACCACAUUCUUGGUAUCAAAAUCCUUGGUGGUGAUCACAGGCUUAAGAACUACUCAUCAGUUGUUACAGUUCAUCCAGAGAUAAUAGAUGGAAGAGCUGGCACAAUGGUGAUUGAGUCAUUCGUGGUGGAUGUACCACAAGGGAACACCAGCGACGAGACUUGUUACUUCGUGGAAGCUCUUAUACGAUGCAAUCUCAAAUCUCUGUCCAAUGUUUGCGAGAGAAUGGCUGCUCAGGACAGGAUAUAAGUUCUCGUGAUGAUUGCUACUAAGUUUUCUUCUUCCUCAAACCGUAAGUUCGUAAAGCAACAUUGGUUAAGUUCGUAAAGCAACAUUGGUUAUUAUGUGACUACUGCCUUUUUGGCUUCUUUGUCUUUGGUCCUCUUCUUCCGUUGAAUGUAUAUGUACAGUCAAAGGGUCGUGCAUACUACCAUUGAGUGUGGCCAAGUUACUCCCUUAGGACAUCUUCAUGACUGAUUCCCCCAUGUGAGUGUGGUUGUGUAAGCUAUAAACAGUAGCUGUAAUUUACUAGGAAUGUAUCACGUAUGUAACUUUAUCACUGAGUCAUGUUUAUCUACCUGUUAAGAUUUUCUACCAAAAAGUGCCAUGUUAACGUACUUGUUAGGAAUAUGGCCACCUUUUAAACCC
This is a messenger RNA of Arabidopsis lyrata subsp. lyrata, 1121 nucleotides long. RefSeq names its product abscisic acid receptor PYL9. Bases 171 to 722 code for a protein of 183 amino acids. Gene Ontology annotation, molecular function: protein phosphatase inhibitor activity; abscisic acid binding; signaling receptor activity. Gene Ontology annotation, biological process: abscisic acid-activated signaling pathway. Lineage: Eukaryota; Viridiplantae; Streptophyta; Magnoliopsida; Brassicales; Brassicaceae. Gene Ontology annotation, cellular component: nucleus; cytoplasm. The record is from RefSeq and is a predicted model, not a curated record. The transcript has 3 exons.